AUGACCAUCUCAGGAGUGCUUCGUCAAAGCAUCUGUCCAACCUUGAAACGAGCAAGGCAACACUUGGAGACUACACGAUUCGAAAAUCCUCAACCAAAACCGAACGCCACCGAGGAAGAGCAACUACAAUUUUUUCGAUCAUCUACUGUAACGUACGAGGCGGACCACGCAUCAAUCGAACGGUGCUUAACUAACCUACGAAACAAGCAGAACGAGUGGCACAACUUCCUCAUGCAGCUCGAACAAGACGAGAAAAAAACGGAAAGCGAAAUUCUACAGAAGUUCGAAGAAGACAAACAUCUCUCUGAGACGAUAGAAGAACUAGAAGAUCUUUCUCUCAAAGGAAAGAAAUGCAUCUCCCUUUGGCAAGCAGCAACCCAGCGAUUGGAAGAGAAACUCAACCAUGGAAGACAACCUACGACAAACUCGACAGCCACAGACUACUCCAACGACACCAAGCCAGAAUUCCAUAUGCCACGUAUCCACCUCCCCAAAUUCCGAGGCAGCACUGAUGAUUGGAAAUAUUUUGAAGACAUGGUAAAAGAAUUCCUGCUCGAGAAUACAUCGCUAUCCGACACGGUUAAGAUGCAAUACUUAACCAACAGCCUCCAAGGAGAAGCGAGACGUCUCAUAAUCCCGAGAUUCUCGUGCACUGGAACGAACUUGAAGAACGCAUGGAAGCUAUUAAAACAAAAGUAUGGCAACGAAUACACUCAAAAGCAGCGUUUGGUCGACAAGAUAAUAACCAUGAGGAAACCCGACUCUAACUCGUCAUCGAUCAUCCGUUUUAUCACCGAUAUCGAGAGCAUCCUAAUGCAAAUGGAAACGCUUGGAAUGGACACAAACACGAUAGAGAUCAUCACCGCCAUCGAAAAAGCUCUCCCCGACCGAAUCCGACGACAAGUAGCCAAAGAAAAAUUGAAAAGCAACGAAUGGAGCACAUCUCAAAUGCGUCAAGUUCUCCAAGAAAUUCAAAGCCUCGAACAGGAGCUGAUGAUUGCAUUCCGCCGAAGUCCAAAUUGGAAAGUGCAGUUAUCACCGUCCAGUAAACCAUCUGUUCCCCUUAGAAGUCCAACCUGA
This is a messenger RNA of Bursaphelenchus xylophilus (pine wood nematode), 1080 nucleotides long. NCBI's taxonomy places the organism in Eukaryota, Metazoa, Nematoda, Chromadorea, Rhabditida, Aphelenchoididae. The record is from the annotation of a GenBank genome assembly.